ACCGGAUAUGUUCUCGACCUGAACCUACCGAUCUACAUGCUCUGCCCCCCACCUCCGCCGCUCCUGCUCUCCAAUCUUGGCCUCGCUGGCCGACGGCGCCGUUUCCUCGUUACUGCGCAGCCAGCCAGUUCUUUUCUUCCCCGCACCUCUUUAGUCCUCAUCGCCGACCCAGCGCCGCCGCCCCCGAUUGAGGCGAGUUCGCUGAAGGUCGCAGCGAAGAAAGACGGUGACUGCCAUGGACGGGGGUGGUGAACGGGGGAUCACCAAGAAAGAGGCGGAGGCCGAGUACCAUUGCCACGACUUCGAGUGGGAGGACCUCCGGGCGGAUGUGGAAGCCAACCCUUCCUUCUCCUACCACCUGUCCCCUUUCCCCACGACCACCGCCUCGCCGCAGCCACCGUCAUCGGAGGCCUGGAGAAGCUUCCACCGCCGCCACGCCUCCGGCAAGUUCUUCAAGGAAAGAAGGUAUUUGCUGAAGGAAUUUCCUGAACUGCUUAACAGCAAAGGAUGUGCAAAGGUUUUAGAGGUGGGGUGUGGGAAUGGAAGCACUGUUGUCCCCAUUCUACGAUGUAGUCCAAGCAUCACUGUCUAUGCUUGUGACUGUAGUGAAGACACUCUAGAGAAAGCAAAUGAGAUUGUGUGUAAUACACAGGGAGUUGAUGCCAAGGAUAGGUUCCACCCUUUUUUGUUGGAUGUUUCUAAAGAAAAACUUCCAGGUUGGUUGUUCUGCAAAUAUUGUCAAAGUUCAAACGGAAAGGUUGUCGAGCUCUCACUAGAUUCAAGUCAUCUUCAUACAAGGGGAAAAAACCCAAUCUCACUGAAAGAAGAUGAGUGUUGUGUUCGUGGCAUAGAUUUUAUUACCAUGAUAUUUACGUUGUCAGCCAUACCCUUCAACACAAUUCCAGCUACUCUAGAGCGUUGCGUGUCUGUUCUGAAACCAGGUGGCCUUGUUUUGUUCAGGGAUUAUGGCGUUUAUGACAUGACAAUGCUUCGAUUCUUGCCUCACCAAAGAGUGGGAUUUCGGGAAUAUAUGCGUUCUGAUGGCACCUAUUCAUAUUUCUUCUCAUUAGACACUGUAAGAGAACUCUUUCAUGCUGCUGGACUACUAGAGUUGGAGCUGGAAUACUGCUGUGUCAGAUCAGUGAAUAGAAAGAAUGGCAAGAACAUGCAAAGGGUAUGGGUGCAUGGCAAAUUUAAAAAACCCACAAGUCAAUGACUUGGACACUUGGUGGUUCCUCGGAUGUGCUUCUAAUAUUACAAUCGUGUUGCCAAGGAUGCUACAAUGAUGCAGAGUGUGUUGUGGCCGGGAGUUUGCAGUGCAUGUAAGAUCUUCCAUGAUAAUGUUGCUGUAAUUAUGUUCUACGUAUGUAGGAGUAUUUGCUAGUGGAUGGAAGCAAAUUUGCAGCAUGUACGCAAAUGUUAUAUGGAUAUGUCAAGCAUUGUAAUGUACUAAUGUUGGUGAUUUGAAAGAAGCAAAUAUGUUGAUUG
Triticum aestivum (bread wheat) is the source of this 1488-nucleotide messenger RNA. RefSeq names its product tRNA N(3)-methylcytidine methyltransferase METTL6. Bases 236 to 1216 code for a protein of 326 amino acids. Lineage: Eukaryota; Viridiplantae; Streptophyta; Magnoliopsida; Poales; Poaceae. The record is from RefSeq and is a predicted model, not a curated record. The transcript has 8 exons.